AUGCUAAAGUAUGUUACAAGAACCAAAACUGCAAAAAGUGAUGAAGCUGGUGGAGAUGAGAUUAACAACGAAGAUGAGGAGCUUAUAAUUGAAGAAGAUACAUCUGAGAAAAGUGAAGAAGAAAUUGUUGGAGAUGAUGCAAAUUGUACGGAUACGGAUAAAGAAAAAGCUGAGAACGAAGACAUGGAAGACCAAGAGGAAGUUGAUGGUAUUAGGAGUGUUCAUGAGAAUGUUGAUAUGGAUGACCUUGCAAACUGGAAGAAAAUUGACCCAAGAAUGAGAGAUCGUUUGGUGGAAAAGGGUCCACCCACAAGACCUUCAAUUGAUCAUCCUUUUCCAAGAGAUAGUUUCGAUAGAUGUUUCACGUACUCGUCUUAUACAAGAAAAAUGAGCAAUGGAGAGAAACAAGAUAGAAGAUGGUUAGUUUACUCAAAAGGUAAAGAUAAGGUCUUUUGUUUUUGCUGUAAAUUAUUCAGUCAAGAAACAUGUCCUCCUAUUCUGGUGACUACGGGUUAUGAUGACUGGAGAAAUGCUUCACAUAGGCUAAAGUCUCAUGAAACGACUUACAAUCAUAUUGUUUGCAUGAGUAGCUGGAUUGAGCUAGAAACGAGGCUGAAAAAGAGUGAAACUAUUGAUAAGCAUUUGCAAGAGGCAAUUAACAAGGAGAAAAAACAUUGGAGAGAUGUGAUGUUGAGGAUAAUUGCAGUGGUAAAGACUCUAGCAGAAAGGAAUUUAGCAUUUCGUGGAGAAAACGAGAAGGUUACUGAUCCAAACAGUGGAAAUUUUUUGGCGUUUAUCAAGAUGAUUGGAGGCUUUGAUGAAUUGAUAGAAUUACUUGCUAGUGAGAUUAAGAAGGUAAUCUUAAAGAAGAUUCAAGAUGCGAAAUAUUUUUCAAUCAUUUUGGAUUCUACUCCUGAUGUUAGUCGUAAAGAGCAGAUGACGUUUUUAAUUCGGUGUGUAGAUGUUUCUACGGAUUCACCCACGGUUAAAGAGUUCUUUUUGUCAUUCUUGGAAAUCAAAGACAAAACAGGAGAGGGAAUUUUUACCACUCUUCAAGAUGCAUUGACUGAUCUUAAAUUGAGUAUUGGUGAUAUAAGAGGACAAGGCUAUGACAAUGGGUCAAAUAUGAAAGGAAAACAUAAAGGAGUUCAGAAAAGAUUGCUUGAUAUUAACCCAAGGCCAUUCUAUACUCCAUGUGGAUGUCAUAGUCUCAAUCUUGCUCUUUGUGACAUGAGUCGAAUUAAUAGUGUUAAACCGAUAAGGUUUCAAACUCUAAAGAUACGAGAGGCUUUGUUUUUCUUAGCAGAUAACAAUGAUAAUAUUGGACAGCGUAGUGAGGCUGAGUCUCUUGCAGUAAGUGAAACACAUGGACUUGGAGGAUUUGAGUUUCUCUUUGGAAUGGUAAUUUGGUAUGAUCUUCUUUAUGCUGUCAAUACGGUGAGCAAAACCUUACAGUCAGAAGAUAUGGAUAUUGAGGUUGCUAUUUUUCAGUUAGGAGGACUUGUUGGUUAUUUGAAAAGCUACAGAGAAACAGGUUUUGAGAAAGCAAAAGUUGAAGCUAUGAAAAUUGCCAUUGAUAUGGAUAUUGAACCAGCGUUUUCUUCGAAACCAAAACGCUUGAUAAAAAAGAAAAAGCAAUUUGGUGAAGAUGCUGAAAGAGUUGAUGAAAGUAACAUGUUAAGUGUGGAGGAGACUUUUAGGAUCGACUAUUUUAUCAACAUUAUGGAUCAGGCUAUAGUGUCUUUUGGGGUUAGAUUCGAGCAAUUUCAGCAUUAUGAAGAAAUUUUUGGAUUUUUAUUUGGCUUGAAAAAACUUAAGUCAGCAAAGGAUGAUGAGUUGAUGACAUCUUGUGUCAAGCUUGAAGCUUCUUUAGAGCAUAAUGGGCAUUCAGAUGUAGACGGAAAACAGCUUUUUAUGGAACUUCGAUAUCUAAGGGAAAUACUGCCAAAGGAAAUUACAAAAGCUGUUGAGAUGCUAGAAUUUCUUAAAAGAAUGGACGGGUGUUAUCCAAGCACAGAGAUUGCUUAUCGUAUACUACUAACCAUUCCAAUUUCAGUUUCUUCCGCAGAAAGAAGUUUUUCAAAGUUGAAGCUCAUAAAAAAUUAUCUACGUUCGACUAUGUCUCAAGAGAGGUUAAAUGGAUUGUCGAUGAUAGCAAUAGAACACGAACUAGCCGAAGCCCUUGACCAUUCGAAGUUGAUAAAUGAUUUUGCAGGAAAAAAGCAAGGAGAACUAUCUUUCAUGAUUAAUGUAUCGGUGCGCCAUUUAGGUCCGGACCGACACUGA
This is a messenger RNA of Raphanus sativus (radish), 2286 nucleotides long. RefSeq lists its product as uncharacterized. The record is from RefSeq and is a predicted model, not a curated record. Gene Ontology annotation, molecular function: protein dimerization activity. The transcript is spliced from 4 exons. NCBI's taxonomy places the organism in Eukaryota, Viridiplantae, Streptophyta, Magnoliopsida, Brassicales, Brassicaceae. The coding region runs from base 1 to 2286 and encodes 761 amino acids.